AUGGAAAUCGGUUACGAUUUCUCGGAAAUUUUCCAAUCGGAGCCAAUUCAACGCCUGGACCGCACACAAUUGACCCGUUUCAACCCCAGAAAAUUCUGGGCAGUCCAGAAAGCGAUUGAUACCCUAGGAGUUUUGUCAACAGAGGCACAAGGGCUAAAGCGAAUUUUAACCACUUAUGAAAAAGUACUAAAUCAACCGGAGGAUCAGUUUUUGUACUUGAUGUGGCAUCGACAUCCGUCUAAACCUUCAACCAGCGUGCUUAUCGGGCUUCUCAAAGUAGGCAAGAAACAUCUUUACUUGACGGACAUUGAGCAGAAGAGAUACGAAGAAGAACCGCUGUGCAUCUUAGAUUUUUACGUGCACGAUUCCGUACAAAGACGAGGAAACGGGCAUAUGCUGUUUGAGCACAUGCUUAACCAAGAAUCAACUUCAGUCUCUGCAGUAGCUAUUGAUCGACCUUCAGAUGCUUUCUUACAGUUUCUGUCAAAAUUCUACGGACUGGAAAAACCCGUGUGGCAGUCGACAAACUUUGUGGUGUUCCCCGAGUUCUUCGAGGGCAAGAAAACUAUGGAUAAUAUGGUCUACAACAAAAAAGGACAGAGAGAAGGUCGAAGUGAGAAAUUCGGAACGAGCAAAAAUUCUGAGCACGCGAUCCUAGAAGCGAACAGUAGGGAUAGUGUAGCUGGGCUGCUUCACGGUGACACAGCUCCGGAAUUCCGUCGAAUUCCCGCUCCAGAUACACCACUGGAUCGAAAGAACAGGAGAGACUUCGGACAUCAGAGCUUAUGGUAGCCCUGUAGUAUCUUCCAGUGCCAACGCUUUUGUUGUGAAUUGUUAUAUAAUGUACGCAGUUUUUGAUUUUCAUUUUGUUUGGAUUAUCAGUUACUUUGAUUUUCAUUGUUUUG
Messenger RNA from Cylicocyclus nassatus, 905 nucleotides. NCBI's taxonomy places the organism in Eukaryota, Metazoa, Nematoda, Chromadorea, Rhabditida, Strongylidae. The record is from the annotation of a GenBank genome assembly.